Molecule: messenger RNA, 624 nt
Organism: Trypanosoma rangeli
Lineage: Eukaryota; Euglenozoa; Kinetoplastea; Trypanosomatida; Trypanosomatidae
Exons: 1
Coding region: 1-624 (207 amino acids)
Source: RefSeq, a predicted model, not a curated record
AUGCAAGUGGGGAACGAUGGUUGCCGUGAUGUAUGUGGAUUGCGGGAUCAGCUUGGGUGUAGUUUUUACCUGGAAGGUGCUCUUGACGCACGGAGGGUGCAGAGCAUCACUCUCAUUGUGGAUGCUCCCUUCGAGCUGUGGCGCCGUGUUCUUUACAGUGAUGCCCUUUUUGGGUCAAGCAGUGACAGCGAGUUCUUGCAGGGGUUUCCAGAGUGCGUGGCGAAGACUGUCGCGGCCGCCCUUUCCCGCCUCGUAGCGGAGAAUAUUGAUUGUUUCGUGUGUCAUUCUGUGACGAGGUCAAGUCGGUUAGGGGGAGAGAGGGAGGAGGCAGAAGGAGCAGUCGUUCCUAUUCCCUUGCAUCAGUCAUGGCCGCUGUUGGCUCAGAGUAUCGCCGACAGCCUUGCCCAAAUUGUGCGGACCUCGCGGAACCGCGUGUUUGUCGCGGAGGUACAUCGGCUGCUGCUGAAUCGCCAAGGGGCUGAGAAGACGCCGCCUUCCUGGUUUAAUGUUGGCGAUGAUCCCGCCAUUGAUUCGGGCUCCGGGGCCGCGUGCUCGCAGCCGUCUCUCGCUAAAACAGUUGCUUUACUUCGCUGGGCUGUUGAGAUGCGCCUCAUGGAGUCGUAG